AUGGGCACAAAGCGAAAGAAAGAGAGUGAAGUAGCUACAAGUAGUUCCAGUCGUCUUUCCUACAUAACUACAGAUUGUUCUUCACGUGGUAAACUACAGAAGACUUUGACAGGCAUUACUCCAUGUCGAUUUGGCUUUAAAGGACCGUCAAUCUCGCAAAUCUCCACUCCCACCAUCGCGUCAACGACGACACAUAUUACAAGACCAAUGACAAGCAUUGUAGCGUUAAAGAAUGACCGGAAUGUUGUUUCAGAUAACGUUGUAAGUUUAAGGUCGCUUGAUAUUCACGUACUGGAGACAUUUCAUGCAACGUUUGGUCAUGAGACACAAACGACACUUGAAGAGCUCUUGGCAUUUCGUCCGAAGACGAAUAAAUUUGCAGUUAAAGCACGGAAAGAAGAACAGAUUCAAUACAUUAAACAACUUAAAUCGAGCGUACGUGAUGUUAUGAAUAAGAUUCAAGAAUUUAGCAAAACCUCGGCGACGAUAGAUGACAAAUUGGUAGCGGAGAAGGUGAUUUUGGAGAAAAGACUGGCAGAGCUGCAGGAGGCAGUGAGAAACAAAGACCACAUGGAAACAGAGUUGAAGCAAUUGCGGGAUGACAAUGACAUUAUGCAGAAAAGUGUCACACGGAUUCGAGCAUCGGAGCAGGAAGUUGCGCGCAGCAAUGCAGUACUUCGAGAUAAUGCGGCGAAGCUAGAAAUUCAGCUAGAAGAGACCCAGAAAGCGAAUGAACAGAUGAAGCUGGACUUGAAAGCCCACGAGGCUCGCGUGAUCGACGAAUCUCAGCGCUUUGAGGAGAAAAAGUGUGAGCUAGAGCGCUUGUAUGAGAAAAAGUGGAUUGAUGAAAGAAAGUGCAGGCAAGCCGAGCUGGAAAAGCUACAGGAGCAGCACGGCAAGACAUGUGAAGAGCUUGCUUCGGUGCACAAGAAGAUUGAGAAUUACAAAGACAAGGCAAUUGAGGCUGCAAAUAGUCUGAGUCACGAACGCGAACGACGCAUUAAAUCUGAGAUGGAAAAGUGCACUCUUGAGGCAAAGAAUCAGUCGUUAGAGACCCUUGUGCGCAACGCGGCGAGCGAAGUGUCAGAGCUGAAGGAAAAGCUUCAGCACAACGAAGCUGAAGUUUCUAAUCUUGUGAAAAGUCUGACUGACAUUCAAAAGUUUAACGCGUCUGCAAGCACGAAGGUUGAAGCUGACAAAAAGGAGAUGGCAGACAAGAUUGAGCGGCUUCAAACGACUAUUCGUGAUCUUGAGCGGCAGGAAUCGUCAAGUUCAUCGACAGUGCGCGACCUUAACAAGCAGCUCAACUUGGAAAUUGAAUCUCGGAAGGAGGCAGAACAGAAUGAGCAAGGAAUACGAGCUCAGAUGAAACAGCUUGAAUCUGAUCUGCAAUCAAACAUGCAAAAAGUAGGCGUAGAAGGAGGUGUUCGCCAGAUGCUCGAGAAUCAAGUUCGGGAGCUCCGUUCAGAACACAUUGCUGUGAAUGCCCAGUUGGAAGCAGUAAAAGCAGAAAUGAAGCGACUUCAGUUUGCAAACGCAGAAUCCAAGGAGCAGCACAGUUUGCAACUUGGCACACUGGAAGAGAGAUUUCAGCAAGAAAGGGACGAUUUCAAGCGCCAAAUCGACAAGUUGCAGGAGGAGAAUGUUAGUUUCGAAAGCGAAGUGCAGACUCUACGAACGCGAGCCUCUUCAGUUUGUGAUGGAGAUGUAGAGGAGCUGUGUAAAGUAAAACGUGAGGCCGACAUUUUGCGCCGGCGUCUUAAUGAGCUGACGAGUCGAGGAGCCCAGUCAAUUGCUCAAAAAGAUAGUAUGAUCUUGGAGCUGCAAGAAAAGAUCAAGCAAGGUGACAAGCAGCGAAGAGCAAUGCACAAUACAAUCCAAGAGCUGCGUGGAAACGUACGAGUAUUUGCCAGAACGCGACCAUUUCUACCAUCAGACGGUUGUGAUCCUGAUACAACAAUUCCUGUGAUUUCGUGCGAUUUUGACGGAGAAAGCCUGAAGCUGCAACGACCCGGAAAAAGUCAAUCAGAGCCAGACACGUUCUCCUUUACGUUUGACAAAGUAUUUGCACCUUCGUCCGGCCAAGAUGCGGUGUUUGAGCAGGUCUCAGAGUUUGUUCAGUCUUCUUUGGACGGAUACCAUGUCUGUCUAUUUUCUUAUGGUCAGACUGGCUCCGGAAAAACACACACAAUGCAAGGGAGUGGGACCGGUCAGAUGCGCGGAAUCAUCCCAAGGGCGAUCGAGAUGAUUUUGCAGGAGUGUGAGACGCUGAAACACGAGGGAUGGAACUACGUCACGAAAGUUUCUUUCCUGGAAAUCUACAACGAAACAAUAAAAGAUUUGCUAGUCACAAAACGCAACAUCGAAGAUCUCAUGGAACGAGCAAGUAAAGCACGAAGUGUUGCUUCUACAGACAUGAAUGUGCAGUCAUCGCGGUCGCAUAGCGUGUUUACAUUGCACUUGCAAGGUGUGAAUGAUAAGAGAGGUGUAAUGCUAAACGGCCAGCUAAAUUUGGUCGACUUAGCUGGUAGCGAGCGCGCCUCACGGUCCAACGUUUCUGGCGACCGUCUGAAGGAAACACAGGCCAUAAACAAGAGUCUUAGCUGCCUGGCUGAUGUUUUCAACGCGAUUGGAAACAAGUCUUCUCAUAUUCCGUUCCGCAAUUCAAAAUUGACAUACUUGCUUCAAAGUAGUAUGUCAGGUGACGGCAAGACGUUGAUGAUGGUGAACCUGUCACCAACGCUAGAAUCAGCAAGCGAGAGUCUUUGCUCACUGCGAUUCGCAAAGCAAGUGAAUCAGUGCGAGCUUGGCAAGCCGAAGCGGCAGAUUAAGUCCAGGAAGGGUCGUUCGUGA
Messenger RNA from Peronospora belbahrii, 2853 nucleotides. Lineage: Eukaryota; Oomycota; Peronosporomycetes; Peronosporales; Peronosporaceae. The record is from the annotation of a GenBank genome assembly.